Molecule: messenger RNA, 684 nt
Organism: Clonostachys rhizophaga
Lineage: Eukaryota; Fungi; Ascomycota; Sordariomycetes; Hypocreales; Bionectriaceae
Source: the annotation of a GenBank genome assembly
AUGGCUCCCAAGAUCCUAGUCGUUCUCACCAGCGUCGAUAAGAUUGAGUCUAUCAACAAGCCCUGUGGGUGGUUUCUGCCCGAGUUCUCUCACCCCUAUGAUAUCCUCGUUGCUAAGGCCGACAUUGUGGUCGCCUCGCCAAAGGGCGGCGUAGCUCCACUCGACCCUGCCUCCCUCGACUUCUCCAAGGAUGACGAGGCUGCGAUGUCUUUCUACAAGAACAAAUCUGCUGUCUGGGAGAACACCACUCCAGUCAAGGACUUUCUUGGCAAGACAGAUGAAUACGCCGCCCUAUUCUAUCCGGGUGGUCAUGGGCCCAUGUUUGAUUUAGCCACAGACGCCGACUCCAUCAAGCUCGUGCAGGAGUUCGUCGCCGCUGGGAAGCCUGUCGCCGCCGUCUGCCAUGGCCCUGCAGCUUUUGCCAACGUCAAGCUCCCUAACGGCGAAUACCUCGUCAAAGGCAAGACCGUAACUGGUUUCACGAAUGCGGAGGAGGAUGCCAUGCAGAUGACAAGCGAUAUGCCGUUCCUGCUGGAAGAUGCGCUCGUGAAGGCCGGUGCCAAGUUUGUCAAGGCUGAGCCCUGGGGUGAGAAAGUCGUCACUGAUGGGCUUGUGAUUACCGGACAGAACCCUGCAUCCGCUGCUGGUGUUGGAAAGGCCAUUCUGCAGUCUCUUGGAAUUUAA